AUGCUAGUGAACAAGAGGGGAGAUUUUCAUCAACAAGGGUAUUUGUUCCAAGAACAGUCCAAAAAAGAGGCUACUGAAUAUGAUGAAUCAUUAAGAGCUUCUCAAUCCAGUCAACCUCCAAAAAAUAAAAACAAGUCAAAGAAAGAAGCAUCAAGUUCCAAGGUUUUAAAAGCAUCAAGGUCCAAAAAAGAGGCUACUUCAACUCAGAAAGAAGAUGUUUCUGCAACUCAAAAAGAAGUUGUUGUUAAUGGUAUUCAGAUUGGGGAAGGUGAUGGUAUUGAGACUGGGGAUCAUGGUGAUAGUAUUGAGACUGGGGAUCAUGGUGAUGGUAUUGAGACUGGGGAUCAUGGUGAUGAUAUUCAGACUAGGGAUGUUAAUGAUGUUAUUGUUGAAGAUGGUCAUAUUGCUGAAGAAGUUGAAGUGGUUGAUGUUGGAAAAGAAGAUGUUUUGCUUCCAAGGGUUGGUUUAGAGCUACACAAGGUACUUGAUGAGGUUGAGCAGGGGCUGGACGAAAUAUUAGGGGAAGAUAAGGUAAAGCUGGAUGCUGAACAGAUUGCAUUGAUGUUGGAAGCAGGAUAUAGCAUGGAAGAAAUUGAAGGUAUGGAAGGGGUAGAAAUGGAACUGGAUGACAUGCCACCCGUUGAGUUGGAUAUGGAAGAUGUAUUGGAUCAUCCAUCUGAUAAUGAUGAUGAUGCUAUUAUUGAUGAUGUUGAUGGUAUUGUUGAUGAUGCUAUUAUUGAGGUUGAUGGUGGUGGUGAACAAGAAGAAGGAGGUGAUGAUGGUCACUUGGGUGAUGAUGAAGGUGAACAAGAAAAGGAGGUGAUGAUGAAGGUCAUGAUGAUGUCCCUAGAGUGA
Messenger RNA from Lactuca virosa, 855 nucleotides. Lineage: Eukaryota; Viridiplantae; Streptophyta; Magnoliopsida; Asterales; Asteraceae. The record is from the annotation of a GenBank genome assembly.